AACCAACAAUCCGCUUUCUUGGCUUGGCGAUUGGGGGCUUCGAAAGGCUCCUUCUCCUCCUGCUGUUGCUAGUGCUGCUACUCCUUCCCCAGCAUGCCGGCGGGCUUCCUUCGGGUCCGGCGGCGCCUGGGCCUGGCCGGCUGGGCGCUGCUCUGCUGGGCGCUGUGCGGGGGCCGCCUGGCGCGCGGCUACGUGGUGGUCAGCUCGGUCUCGUGGCCGGAGGAAGAGCUGGACAGCGCCUCAGCCGAGGAGGAGGAAGAGGAAGAGGAAGGGGCCACUCCGGCGCUGCUGGGCGAGCCCGGCCGCCUCUGGAAGCGGAGCCACCCGGCCUCGGUGUACAAGCGGGAAGGCGAGCGGGAAGGAGGGCGGGAAGGGGCCAAGCGGCGCGCCUCGCCCUCCCGCAUGUUCUCCUACCGGAGAGAGGGGGCGGCGCCUCCCGGGGAAAGGGCCGGCAAGGCGGCCAGGGAGAGGCUCCUCGCCGCCGCCUGGGGCUUCCUCGCCGCCGCCUCCGCCCAGGAGAAGAUCCAAGGAACCCCAUUUGGAAAUUGUUUAUCUAUCAGUGAUGGUCCCGCAGACAACAGCACAGGAAUUCCGUUCUUCUAUAUGACUCCAAAGGACAACACGGUAUCAGAUUUAAUGAAAAAUGCCACUGCUUCAUUAACGUUACCAGAGGCAGAAGGAGAUUUUUGCAGAAAAACUAUUGUUGACCCUGAUGAUCCACGAUGUGCCAGACUUAUUCUUACAGGACAAAUGGUUACUGUGCCUCCAGAAGAAAUGGAAUUUGCUAAGCAGGCGUUAUUUUCUAGGCACCCAGUUAUGAGAAAAUGGCCUCGUAGUUAUGAAUGGUUCUUUAUGAAAAUGAACAUUGAACAUGUCUGGCUUCAGAACUGGUACGGAGGAAUUGCAGCUGUUGGACUGGAGGAAUACUUCAAAGCAAUUCCCAGUAAAGCAUGACUGAACAUUUAAAUAUGGAAAUUUUGUUUCCUCAUUUACUUUGAAAACAAGCUGUUUUAUAUGCUACGCUACCCAGUAUUUAUUUAACUGUAAUUUUGUGCAAAGUAUUUAAAAUUGCCCCAUUUUUCUGAAUGGGAGUAAAACAACAGUAUGAACUUUUUAAUGUGAAAAUGAACACCAAAAGCAGAUCUGAAAUUGCAGUAGAUUUUACCAUUUCAGGCUGGAGAUGGAUCACUCCAAACAUUUUAAAUGGUCUAAGUAGUUUUGAUUUUUUACAUACAUUGACAGUAUGAUGAUACUAUGUGUUAAUAAACAUUUCUGAAUCGGGACAAAAACUGCAACUCCACAGGAAAAGUUUGGCUUGUAAAGUUAAUAUUGCAAUUUCCAAUUUUACCUAAGGGACAUAAUUGUCUCACAAAAUGUGAUGCUCUAAAAUGGAUCAAACAUGAUCCUGUCCCUCACAUUAUAUAUUUUGUUAUGAGCAUGGGGUUGGCACUUCUCCGUGCUUUUCUUUCCAUUUUCAGCUAACCCUUUCUUCUCUUUUUCUACUUCUUUUUGGUUAUAUUCAAAAUUUAGACACAUUGGUUAACAAACCAAUUUCAAACAACUGGUUAAUUAUCCUGACUUCUUCCAGUACAUCCCAGUUAAUAUGUAGUAAAUAAUUAAGCUCAUGCAUAUAACACUGAACUUUUUUUUAUCGUGUCAGAAGUGACUUGAGAAAUGGCAAGUAGCUUCUGGUGUGAGAGAAUUGGUCGUCUGCAGAGACGUUGCCCAGGGGACACCCUGAUGUUAUACCAUCCUGUGGGAGGCUUCUCCCAUAUCCCCGCAUGGAAAGCUGGAGCUGACAGAUGGAAGCUCAUCCUGUCUCGUGGUUUUGAACCACCGACCUUCAGGUCAGCAGUUCAGCCGGCACAACCGCAGCUCCUAACACUGAACUAAUAGUCGAUGUUAAGAUUCAUCUCACUUCCUGUGUUGAUAUUUUAAAUGCCUCUAGAAACAUCCUUUUAGGAAGUUAAGGGAUCAUCAGUAUAAAUUUGAAACCAAGGAAUAAAAUAGAAAACGAAACAAAAUAAAGGUCGGUAAAUAUAUUUUUCUUCCAGCAGUAAAUAAAUCAUUUGGAACUAGAUAUUGCAACACUUGUGUCAUAUCUGUUGCCAGAGGAAUGUAUGAUAGAUCUGUUUUGUUUCCUUUUGCUCACUGACAGCCUUUUGAAUAUUUAAAAAAACUCUUCUGUCAUAUAGAUGUUAGCAAAGAUAACAUGAAUUGUUUGGAACAAUACUAAAAUGUUGAAAUUUAGCACUACAGAUAUGGACUAAGUGGCCUUUAUUAUAUUCCUUUGGUAUUUCUAUGUAAAGGAGUAUCCAGUUUCAUGUAUUUUUGUAUUUUAUGAAUCAUAAUGUAGCUCCCAUAAAUAAAGAGUUCUACAAAAUA
Anolis sagrei ordinatus is the source of this 2385-nucleotide messenger RNA. RefSeq names its product cellular repressor of E1A stimulated genes 2 (gene CREG2). Lineage: Eukaryota; Metazoa; Chordata; Lepidosauria; Squamata; Anolidae. The record is from RefSeq and is a predicted model, not a curated record.